GUAGUAGCCUGAGGUUCCCUUAUGUGGCCCUAUAGCUGUUACUGAAGGAAGUAGCCUACGUCCACGCCUACAACUGAAGUCUCUUGACAAACACCUCACCCCUGCCUCCGGGAUGAAAGGGGGUAACCUAGACCUGAAUGGGCUUGACCAUCUCACAACUGCUCGCGUGACGACCGCAUUCGUGGCAGGUAAGAAGAUUGCUGUAUCAACUCAAGAAAGCAGUAACUUCACUGUCUUUGUAUUUUGAAUUGCAACAACAACUUUGAUAUCAACAAUGAAGCAAUGAUAUCUAAGAACAAAAGAGUAUUUGCCAACAGUCAUCAUAAUAUCAAGUGAUUGUAUAAGCAGAAACAAGCUGUCACAGACCUGUGCGUCAGCUAAUAUAUGGAGAAUGCUUUCUUCUGAUACUAUUUACUUAGAGGCAGUUUUAAUAUAAAUCAUUUCAAUUAUAUCUACAUCAAAUAAAAUAAAAAUGAGUGAAGCCCCCAGAUUCUUCGUUGGACCAGAAGAUACAGAAAUAAAUCCUGGAAAUUAUCGACAUUUCUUCCACCAUGCAGAUGAAGACGAUGAGGAGGAAGAUGAUUCUCCACCAGAAAGGCAGAUUGUGGUUGGAAUAUGUUCCAUGGCAAAGAAAUCCAAAUCCAAACCAAUGAAGGAAAUUCUUGAACGGAUCUCCUUAUUUAAAUAUAUCACAGUAGUAGUAUUUGAAGAGGAGGUUAUUUUGAAUGAACCAGUGGAAAACUGGCCUUUAUGUGAUUGUCUUAUUUCUUUCCAUUCUAAAGGAUUUCCACUGGACAAAGCGGUUGCCUAUGCAAAACUCAGGAAUCCAUUUGUAAUCAAUGACUUGAAUAUGCAGUAUCUCAUACAAGAUAGGAGAGAAGUAUAUAGUAUUCUUCAAGCUGAAGGUAUUUUACUUCCUCGUUAUGCUAUUUUGAACCGUGACCCAAAUAAUCCCAAAGAAUGUAAUCUGAUUGAAGGGGAAGAUCAUGUAGAAGUAAAUGGGGAAGUUUUUCAAAAGCCAUUUGUAGAAAAGCCAGUCAGUGCAGAAGAUCACAAUGUUUACAUUUAUUACCCAACUUCUGCUGGUGGUGGAAGUCAAAGACUCUUUAGAAAGAUUGGCAGUAGAAGUAGUGUUUAUUCUCCAGAAAGCAAUGUACGAAAAACAGGCUCAUAUAUAUAUGAAGAGUUUAUGCCCACAGAUGGUACUGAUGUUAAGGUUUAUACAGUGGGUCCAGAUUAUGCCCAUGCUGAAGCUCGAAAAUCUCCAGCACUUGAUGGCAAGGUGGAACGAGACAGUGAAGGAAAAGAAGUAAGAUACCCUGUUAUUCUCAAUGCACGAGAGAAAUUAAUUGCUUGGAAAGUCUGCCUUGCUUUUAAGCAAACAGUUUGUGGCUUUGAUUUGUUACGGGCCAAUGGACAGUCCUAUGUCUGUGAUGUCAAUGGCUUCAGUUUUGUGAAAAAUUCCAUGAAGUAUUAUGAUGACUGUGCAAAAAUACUUGGAAAUAUUGUAAUGCGAGAACUUGCUCCACAAUUUCAUAUUCCAUGGUCAAUACCCUUAGAAGCUGAAGAUAUCCCAAUUGUACCAACUACAUCUGGAACUAUGAUGGAACUUAGAUGUGUCAUAGCUGUUAUACGUCAUGGGGAUCGAACACCAAAACAAAAAAUGAAAAUGGAAGUGAGACAUCAGAAAUUUUUUGAUCUUUUUGAAAAGUGUGAUGGAUAUAAAUCAGGGAAAUUAAAACUCAAAAAACCAAAACAGUUACAGGAAGUGCUAGAUAUUGCACGACAGCUUCUUAUGGAGCUAGGGCAAAAUAAUGAUUCUGAAAUUGAAGAAAACAAGCCAAAACUUGAACAACUUAAGACUGUAUUAGAGAUGUAUGGUCAUUUUUCUGGAAUAAAUCGUAAGGUUCAGUUGACCUAUCUCCCUCAUGGUUGUCCUAAAACAUCUAGUGAAGAGGAGGACAGCCGAAGAGAAGAACCAUCUUUACUUUUGGUUCUAAAAUGGGGAGGUGAAUUAACUCCUGCAGGCAGGGUCCAGGCUGAAGAACUUGGAAGAGCCUUCAGGUGUAUGUAUCCUGGAGGUCAAGGAGAUUAUGCAGGAUUUCCUGGUUGUGGUUUACUUAGAUUACAUAGCACCUACAGACAUGACCUCAAAAUAUAUGCCUCUGAUGAAGGACGAGUCCAGAUGACUGCAGCUGCUUUUGCAAAGGGGCUUUUAGCUUUGGAAGGAGAGCUUACACCCAUUCUUGUUCAAAUGGUGAAAAGUGCAAAUAUGAACGGUCUUUUGGAUAGUGAUAGUGACUCUCUGAGCAGUUGUCAGCAACGUGUGAAGGCAAGGCUUCAUGAAAUACUUCAGAAAGACAGAGAUUUUACUGCUGAAGAUUAUGAAAAGCUUACUCCAUCUGGAAGCAUUUCUCUUAUCAAAUCAAUGCAUUUAAUUAAAAACCCUGUGAAGACCUGUGAUAAAGUUUAUUCCUUAAUUCAGAGUUUGACUUCUCAAAUCAGACAUCGAAUGGAAGAUCCUAAAUCAUCAGAUAUUCAGCUUUACCAUAGUGAAACAUUGGAGCUUAUGCUACGUAGAUGGUCCAAGUUAGAGAAAGACUUUAAAACAAAGAAUGGAAGAUAUGAUAUUAGUAAAAUCCCUGACAUAUAUGACUGUAUAAAAUAUGAUGUCCAGCAUAAUGGUUCCUUGAAAUUAGAAAACACAAUGGAAUUAUAUAGGCUUUCGAAGGCAUUAGCAGAUAUUGUUAUCCCUCAGGAAUAUGGUAUAACUAAAGCUGAAAAACUGGAGAUUGCCAAAGGCUACUGUACUCCUCUGGUUAGAAAAAUUCGCUCAGACCUUCAGAGGACACAAGAUGAUGACACUGUAAAUAAACUUCAUCCUGUGUAUUCUAGAGGUGUUCUGUCUCCUGAACGUCAUGUUCGUACUAGAUUAUAUUUUACCAGUGAAAGUCAUGUACAUUCUUUGCUGUCUAUUCUUCGCUAUGGUGCCUUAUGCAAUACCAAUGAUUCUCAGAAUGAAGAUGGAGGAAUGGUGAAGGAGAUGGAAUCAAAGGAUGAACAGUGGAAACGAGCUAUGGAUUAUUUAAACGUUGUCAAUGAGCUCAACUACAUGACUCAGAUUGUUAUCAUGCUUUAUGAGGAUCCUAAUAAGGAUCUUUCCUCAGAAGAACGCUUUCAUGUUGAAUUACACUUUAGUCCGGGAGCCAAAGGUUGUGAAGAAGACAAAAAUUUGCCAUCUGGCUAUGGAUAUAGACCAGCUUCCAGAGAGAAUGAAGGCAGGAGACCUUUUAAAAUUGAUAAUGAUGAUGAACCACAUACUUCUAAAAGAGAUGAAGUUGAUCGAGCUGUGAUAUUGUUUAAACCAAUGGUAUCAGAGCCAAUUCAUAUACACAGGAAGUCUCCACUUCCAAGAUCUAGGAAGACGGCUACAAAUGAUGAAGAGAGCCCCCUGAGUGUGUCUAGCCCAGAGGGUACUGGUACCUGGCUGCAUUAUACCAGUGGUGUGGGUACUGGGCGUCGAAGACGCAGAUCAGGGGAACAAAUCACUUCUUCCCCUGUCUCCCCCAAAUCAUUGGCUUUCACAUCCAGUAUUUUUGGCUCAUGGCAACAGGUUGUAUCUGAAAAUGCUAAUUACCUGAGAACACCAAGAACUCUUGUGGAACAGAAGCAGAAUCCUACUGUAGGGUCUCACUGUGCGGGCCUGUUUAGCACCUCGGUGCUCGGGGGUUCUUCAAGCGCACCUAACCUACAGGAUUAUGCUCGUACUCAUCGUAAAAAGCUGACCUCUUCUGGCUGCAUAGAUGACGCCACACGCGGUUCUGCUGUUAAAAGGUUUUCUAUCUCAUUUGCUCGACACCCAACCAAUGAACACCUACACCUCUAUAGGUGCUGGUCCGUUUCCUCUGUGGAAUUUCUAGGCUCCAGUGGCUUUGAAUUGUAUUCCAUGGUGCCAUCUAUUUGUCCUCUAGAAACUCUUCAUAAUGCCCUAUCUUUAAAGCAAGUGGAUGAAUUUCUUGCUUCCAUUGCUUCUCCAUCAUCUGACGUUCCACGGAAGACCGCUGAAAUUUCCUCUACAGCUUUACGUUCCAGUCCAAUAAUGAGAAAAAAAGUAUCUUUAAAUACGUAUACACCUGCAAAGAUCCUCCCAACACCACCAGCUACCUUAAAGAGCACUAAAGCAAGCAGCAAACCAGCUACAAGUGGACCUUCUAGUGCAGUUGUUCCUAAUACCUCAUCUCGGAAAAAGAAUAUAACUAGCAAAACAGAAACGCAUGAACACAAAAAAAACACUGGGAAAAAGAAAUGAAAUCUUAGCAGAAGCUGGAACUUUUUAUACUUAUAAAAAUAGUAUGUUCUUAUGUUUCUCCUUAUGCAUUUAUGUGUUCACUUAAAAAUGUUUUUAAAUCUAAGGUUUUCUUUGUUUAUGUUCAGGUAAGGAACUGUUGUCAUGAUCUGGAAAUGUUUAAAACAAUGUUUGUUAGCAUUCUGUGAGCAGCAAAACUUAUAGUGAUAAAAAUCGAUUGUUGUUAAUAUGAUGUUUACCAUGUGCACAUAGUAAUGAAAAGGAACAUAAAAGCCCAGCAGGCUCGUACCAAAGUCACAGCAGUAAUGCUAUGUACUGCAGAGUCUGAUGAGCUGGCCUUUGUGCACACUUUUAUUUUCAUGGGAUUGCAUCUUAGCUGUUAAAACUUCUAGAUUGAAAUUUGACAGCCAGGGUUACAUAUUGGGGACUUUUAAAGUGUCUUUCCAAAGAGAUUUCAUUAACCGUUUAGAUUAGAAUAUCUUUCCCAAUUGUUACAGUGACAUAUAUGCUGCAAUAUUUAACAACUGGAGUAUUAGCCACAUGGGUUAUUUUUUCAAUCUGUGUUUUGAAUUUUUUUAUUGUGUGUUAUUUAAAAUAUUACAUAUGCAGCUGGGAGAACUACACCUUUGUGCACAUAGAUUUAUAUAUUAAUUUGUAGAAAAUAUUUUCUUUAUAUAUUUCCUUACCAUACAAGGUGCCUUGUUCAUCAGGAAAACUUUUGUUUUGUAUUUUGACAAGAAAGGCACCUUCAGAGUUUCUUUUUAAGUAUAGUUGACAAGUGUAUAAAUGUUACACUUACUUUCAGAGUUCUUUUUAGAUCUAAAGAAGUCAGUUCAAAAAUGGAAAUCAACAAUGUUAGGAGAAAUCUGAAUUCUGUUAAGUUAGUAAGUAUUAUGUAUAGCAUCUGUUUUUAACCAUUUCCAUUCUUAUCCCUAGUGUAUCAGUUGAUCACACUAAGAAAGCUUAAAGAUUGAGCAUUUGAAAUAAAUGCUCUUUAUAAAUGAUUAGAUUUUUGAAGGGAUAUUGAAAUCAUUGCGCUGUGAUUUCAUCUGUGAUGUGAAAAAUCAAUUUAUUAUCCUUGGUGCUUUCCCCCCCACCAAUGCACAAAUAAUUGUGAACAGCUUGAAAUGACUUAAACUGUAAUCCAAAUGGGACAAUCUGAUAAGAAUUUCAUGCAUUGGUAGUUAAAUAACUUAAAUUGCUAAAGCUUUAGCUUGAAAUUUAUGUUUAGAAAAACUAUUGAUUUCCCAUGGUAUGAAUAUAACUAUUGUAAUUCUUCAAAUGAGACUCUUCUCACCUUAAAUAGUCAUAUAUUAAUUAACUUAUAGGAAAUAAGCAUACUAUAUGUUAGCUGUUUUAAAAGGUACCAGAUGUAAGAGUCAUAAAUAUAUGCAAUUAAAGAAGUUCAUAGAUUUCACAUGAAUGUAAAUGUGUUAUAUGGAGACAUGUCUUGUAAACAGUUGAAUGUAUGUAAGUUUUCUGUUUGUGAAAAUGUAGUUAAUGUACUCACUGUGGAGGUCAUAAGGAAGCUACUUUUUUUUUAAAGUGGAACCUAAUUAAAAUAUUUCCAGAAUCAAAGAGACUUAAAUGGUAAAUUUUUAAAAUUUUCUUAUCUCUUACUUUUUAGUUUUCAAAGUAGAAAAAAUCAGGAAUUUUUUUAUUAACUAGUACUUACAUAUUAAAUAAAAUUUAUUAUUGGCUAUAUACAUAGCAAUAUAUUACUUUCCAAACUAGAAAGUACAGUACAACUAACUUUUUCCAUUGUUAUGCAAGAACUAUUACUUUCCUGUAGUCACCAAACUCAGUAGUAUUGCUCUGUAGACUAGACACUCUAUUUGUAAAAAUCUUAGAAUCACUUUCCAAAACAAAUAAAAAGUCUACUGUAUCAGAGCAAAAUGUUAUAGUUAUCACUGUUUAGUGGCAGUUUGACUGAAGCAUCUGUUUCUCACUUGAUUCUGUCCUGAGAAGAUGUGGGAUUUUUUGGUUUUAAAUACUAGAAGAUAUUUCUUCUUAGAGCCCAGUCCUCCAUCCCAAAGAGGUGAACUAGCCCAGCAUGAAGAAUUGUCUAGUCACCCUGAGAUAUUAAUCUUCAUAAUGUAUUAUUCAGUUCCUUCACCCUUAAAAGCCAUAUAAUAGGCUCAGACCUAACUUAGCCCUUGAAGUCUAGUGCUGGCAGAUUCUGCUGCCCUGGUUUAAAUGAGUUACGUAGUCCAUUCUCAAAUACUAGCAAAUUUGGGGGGCGUGGUACAGCAAUUUUGGGUGAAGAAAAGUGUGCUGAACACCUUAUGUCAGUGAUAGACAAGAUAUAGAGGCUGAAGGGAAUACAGUAAAGUAACAAAAACAUGUGGCAGUGUGCUUAGCAUAAACAUAGAGCACAAAGGCAAUAGAUGGAAAUUAUGAGAGAAAAGUUAAAGUUCUUCAAGAAAUAUCCAAUUAAAACUCACUAGCCAAGGAAAAAGUUUCUGUUUUCACCCGGAUUUCUUUUUGGGUUGACUCUGUCUGACCUAAAUGUCCACUGUUAACUAGUGCCAUGCCAGUUUGAACCAAGAUUUCACAUUUUUGUUUUGUAUUCAUACUUUGGUAGAAAUUUCUCAGUCUUUGUGUAUUUAUAAGAAUUUGCUUUACACAUAGUGUACAGUGUUUAUUAACUUUACAUCAUUUUAUCCUUGCCUUACUAUCUGGACAGUGUAGACUGCCUAUAUUCUUAGUUGGGGUUGGGAUCUCUUCUCUUAGAGUGGCCCAGCAGUUUUAGCCCCUCUCUAAUUCUCUUUUCCUGUGUUGGGAGAUAUCAAAACAACAGAAUUCUUGCCAGUGGGAACAUUUUUCUUUUUUAGACAAGGUCUCAUUCUGUCACCCCAGCUGGAGUGCAGUGGCACAGUCUUAAUUCACUACAGCCUUGAACUCCUGGGCUCAAGAAAUCUUUCUGCUUCAGCCUCCUAAAUAGCUGGUACUAUAGGUGCGUGCCACCACACCCAGCUCAUGGGAAUAAUUUUUACACUCCUUCAGAAGGAGUCAUUUGUGAUUGGAGUCCACAUAGAAACAGGUUUCCCUCUGUACAUAAUCGUAGGUACCAAAAUAUUACUGUGUAAAGUGUUGUUUAUAUAGGUCAAUUUUUGUGGAAGAUCUAAUUUCUAUUUUCAGAGAACAGAGCACAUUAAAAAAUCUAUUUAGUAUUGUGUACUAUAUAAUCUAUGUGAAUUAUAGCUCCUUAACUAAAUAUAUUACUGAGUUUUUUUUUUAAUACUGUAAGUUCUAGGGUACAUGUGCACAAUGUGCAGGUUUGUUACAUAGGUAUACAUGUGCCAUGUUGGUUUGCUGCACCCAUGAACUCAUCAUUUACAUUAGGUAUUUCUCCUAAUGCUAUCCCUCCCCCAGCCCCCCACCCACUGACAGGCCCAGUGUGUGAUGUUCCCCGCCCUGUGUCCAAGUACUGUUCUCAUUGUUCAGUUCCCUCUUAUGAGUGAGAACAUGCGGUGUUUGGUUUUCUGUCCUUGUGAUAGUUUGCUGAGAAUGAUGGUUUCCAGCUUCAUCCAUGUCCUUGUCAUCCUUUUUUUUGGCUGCAUAGUAUUCCAUGGUGUAUAUGUGCCACAUUUUCUUAAUCCAGUCUAUCAUUGAUGGACAUCUGGGUUGGUCCCAAGUCUUUGCUAUUGUGAAUAGUGCCACAAUAAACAUACGUGUGCAUGUGUCUUUAUAGUGGCAUGAUUUAUAAUCCUUUGGGUAUAUACCCAGUAAUGGGAUGGCUGGGUCAAAUGGUAUUUCUAGUUCUAGAUCCUUGAGGAAUCGCCACACUGUCUUCCACAAUGGUUGAACUAAUUUACACUCCCACCAAGUGUUCCUAUUUCUCCACAUCCUCUCCAGCAUCUGUUGUUUCCUGACUUUUCAAUGAUCGCCAUUCUAACUGGCGUGAGAUGGUAUCUCAUUUGUAAGAUGAUAUCUCAUUGAGAUUUUUAUAAACUGCUUUUCUUUUGGUUCAUGUGCUUUGUCAUGGAUUGUGAGAAAAACAUCUUUUCGCUUAGGGAUCACUGUCAAUUUCUCCUUUUAUUAUCAAUGGUUUUUACUUUACUUUUUAUAUAGUAUGUGGGUAUGUUUUCUGGUGCAUAUAAAUUCAUGAAUGCUAGAUUUUCAUUAUAGGUUUUACCUUAUCAUUAUUAAAAUGUCCUUUUUGUCCAUUGGAUACUUUUUGUUCUAUAAAUUGUCAGAUAUUAAGAUUAUGACCUAUGCUUUAUUUUGGCUUGCAUUUGCCUGAUAUUCAUCUUUUUACUUUUUGGUAUUUGUGUCACUUUGUUUUAGGUUAUUUAAUAUAGUAUAUAUUGGGUUUUGCUUUGUGAUUCAAUUUUAAGAUCCCUUUUACUUAAUAGAUUAGUGUAGUCUGUUUUAUGUAAUGUAUCUUUGCUUUUAGAUUGUGCUUGCUUUUUUUAUUGCUUUAAAAUUCUUUUGUCUUUCUGUAACAAUACUUUCCACUGCAAGUAGGAAAAUUCCAAUUGAAACUGGUUUAAAUCAUCAGAAAAUGUAUUAUUACACAUUUCUGAAGGUCCAAAGGUGGGGUUGGCUUCAGCCACAGUUGCAUUAGCCAUAUUGUCAUCAAAAGCCCAAGUGACCUCCCUUGUCACCUCUGGCAUAGUAUAAACUUUAUCCCAAAGUUGUUUUCUCUCGUGUUAACAAUAAUUGCUGUCGGUUUCAGUGAGGACUACAUAUUUUUUUUGUUCAUGUCCAACACAAUAAAAAUUGAGGGAAGUUCUGUCCCAAUCCUGGAAUAUUAAUAUUAAGCCAUCUACUUCAGUGUGAUUGAGCCAACUUCUUUGAUCAUCUACUCACCCCUAGAUAAAUAGAAUACUCCAGGAGAUUCCCAUGACCUUACUGACCCUAGAGCAGAUGAUGGAGUCAGUUUUUCCGAAAAGCCUCAGCACUGUUGACAUUUUGGACCAUAAAAUUCUACAUCAUAGGAAGCUGUUCCAUGCAUAGCAGCAUGUCUAGUAGGAUCUCUGUACCUAGCUGUGAAGUGUUGAGAGUCAGUUAAGGUAAGUAGCUGAAAUGAAAAUAACAAUCACAUCUUUAUUCACUUACUAUGAUAAAAUUAUAAGCAAGAGACCAAAAAGGAAAGUAGGGCCAGCUCCUUGUUGUUCCAUUUUUCCCCUACCAUGGACUAGCACUGGACAUGCGUCAAUCAGACGACAUGCAGUCCAGGCAGAGGAAAUUGUUUCACUGCUAAGGAGCAAUGAACAAAAGGUUCCUGCCAUCUUAUGGACCUCAAGGACUGCGGACAGGGAGCAGGGAAGGGUUAGAAGUAGAAAACAACUGAGUCAGAGUGGAGAUGAGUGUCUCAGUCAAGGCCCACCAAUAGCGAGGUCUCUGUGGAGGCACCUGAAAAGUGUCUCAACCAAGGCCCCCUGAUAAGGAAGACUCAGCAUGGAGGUACCUGGUCUAGGAAUGCAGCUAGGUUUAUAGACAUGGCCAGCCCAGGGGGUCCUGAGCACCAGAUACAACUCCCUCCAGAGACUGGCUGUGUUUAAAUCUCAUGUGGGAAGGGCACCUUUCCCCUACAAAGCCUGUCAGGCAAAGCCUUUGUAAUUGCUUAUGGUCAGGCCUGAAAGAUCACACAUCAGACUUUGGCCUGGAACAUAUCUCCUCACCCUAAAUGCCAGCAGCAUCGCCUCCAAACUGUGGCAGUCAAAAAUGUCUCCAGACAUUAGUAAAUGUCUUUUGUGAGGGAAGAAUUGACCCUAGUUAAGAACCACUGCCCUAAAGCACAUGAUUCUGUGGAAAAGAAGGAUAUAUGACCAAAAUCAUCAUUUUGGAUAGUGAGGGCAUGGAUAAUGGAUACAUAAUCAGCAAUGUAUGCUGUAUACUACACUUGCAUUAUGUUAUUCACAUUUGCUAUAGUUCACUUGUUGUGCUAAUGGUUUUUUCCUUCACUAUGAUUUUGAAUUAUAUUUAAUUUUAAAGUCUAUAUAUAUAUAUAUAUAGAUCCUAUCUGUUGACUCCUUGCUGUGAACAAUAUCCAAUUAGUGUAUUUUUUCCUCUACUGCACAGUUUUGGUUGAUUAUUUUUUCCUUUUCAUUUCUUUUCUGAACUUUGUUAGCUUAUGUUGCAUUUCCUUUGGUUGUUUUGCUAUGGUGUUUCUGAUCAACUACAUUUCUUUAUGAACUCUAUUUCCUUAAGUUCUUUGAGUUAUGACAGUAUAUUUGGUCACAUUUUUCAUGUGCUCAGCUGAUUCAUUCUUUCCUGUUGAGUGGUUUUUAUCUGCUAAUUGUUUCUGCUUGUUCCAUUUCUCCUUUUCUUGAAGUGUUUGUGCAUGAACACUGUGCAGGUUUAUUUUCAAGUAUUACUUACCUUUAUAUGAGAUAAAUUUCUUUCUGGCUCAUCUAUUUGAUACAAUUUCUUUUUUGUUUGUUUUUGUUUUGUUUUUGUUGUUUUUUAAAAUGCAAUUUCAUAUGUUAGGUAGGUUGGCUUUUCUUUUUCUUUUUCUUUUUUUUUUUGAGAUGGAGUUUUACUCUUGUUGCCUAGGCUGGAGUGCAGUGGCAUGAUCUCAGCUCACUGCAACCUCCACCUUCCAGUUUCAAAUGAUUCUCCUCCCUCAGCCUCCAGAGUAGCUGGGAUUACAGGCGCCCGCCACCACGCCUGGCUAAUUUUUGCAUUUUUAGUAGAGACUGGGUUUCACCAUGUUGGCCAGGCUGGUCUCGAACUCCUGACCUCAUGAUCUUCCUGCCUCAGCCUCCCAAAAUGCUGGAAUUACAGGCAUGAGCCAUCAUGCCCGGCCGUAGGUUGGCAUUUUAAGCUCACACAAUCCUACCAAGGUGACAGUGAAUCUCCUUAUGACAGGAUUGUGGGUCUGAGAGAGCUGUUGUAGCCUUUUACUCUCUCCAGUCAACAAAGAUUGGCAACUACAGGGUUACCACCUUUGGAGUCUCUUUCCUCCUGUCUGCCACGUCUACAGACUACUGCUUGUCAAUGUGAUAUGCAUGUAUUUUCUUCUUCAGCUUUGCCCCUCCUGCCACUGUACCAGACAAUAUCCAGGAAAUCCCCUACUACUGACACUCAUCCCAUUUCCAUUGUUUUAGAGAAGGAACUAGUUGUUGUUGUUUUUUUUUCCCUGUCUCAGAUUAUGUCAUCUAUUUUGGAGUAUUUUGGUCUAAUGACUUUGGCUGCGAUAUGGAGCUAUCUGACCUUUACUGCACCUGGCAGCUCUAUCUCCUAUUUUGGGGUUGAGGUUAAAGUGUCUUCUAGUUUUGUUGAAGAUAGUUUAUGUUUCUCUUCAUAUUUGAUGAUAAUUUUUUAAAUUAAGACCUAAUUUCUCCUUCAUUUUCAAACUGGAUAUCAUUUCUUUUGUGGUUAAUAUUCUUUGACAAGAAGGAAGAGGAGGAGGAAGAAGAACAAAAGAAGCCUGCCUCUCUUUAGACUGCCCAUCUCAAUUAUAUUUUAAAAAUGAAGUUAAUAUCUGUCCUGCUAACAGUAGUGUUGUCAGAAUCAAAUGAAAUAAUAUUUGGUAAACUAUAAAGUGAAGACCAAAUUUGAAGGACUAUUUGUUUUUGUUGUAAUAGAGUUGUAUAUAGUCCAGAUGUCAACCAGGCCUCUUCAGCAUUUUUAUAGUCAAAGAUGUACAAGAUAGCUCCUAAUGCUCUUUUAUGGCUGCUCCUGUUGCCAGGGCAACAGCCUGCCUAGUAACAAUCUAACAGACACCCCCCAAAAACCAAAAAAUAAAGGUUAUUCUAGCAUCUUCUCCUUUUAAAAAUCUUUAAAAUAAGAGAAUUCAGUUCUUCCCAAAGCAGUGUUUAAAAAAAAAAAGUAUUUAAAUAAAAUCAAGGAUACCAUCCCACCCACCUAUCUUACAUUUUGUGUGGUAUGAGUGGCACCAUUGUGUGACCCAGGUAGGAUAGUGGAUGUACAGUUUAGAUACCCAUUUUAAAGCAGUUAGAAAGAUGUAACUUGACAAGGAAAGCAGUCUCUUUUGUCAUUCUACAUUUAGUGCUUCAGGAGUACUUGAUAUAUGGAAGGAUUUUUUUAAAAAAAAGGAAAAAUGAAUAUGCCUUCAGAAAGUUUUUUGCUGCUUUUAAAAGCCAUAGAUUUGUCUUAAGUUAGUCAAUGCUGAAUAGAAAGCUUGAUGAUAAAGGUGGGUGGGUGGAUGGAUGGAUGGAUGAAUGAAGGAAAAAUUAGGAGAAAAGAGAAAGCAGAGGAGGGGUGAGACAGAGAACAAAAGAACACAGGCUCUACUGUUAACAAAAAGCAGCAUCGCUGAUGUGUGGGGAAUAAAUUGGAAGUCAUAUCAUUACGACUUUUUUUUCAUGCCACAUAGAUAUGCUGAUUUGUCCAACAAUGCCUGUACUCAAAAGUCAUGACAAUAAAAUGAGACCUGGGAGUCCCAAAUGUUAUUAACUACCACAAUUUUAUAUAACUGAUUCUUCACUGGUCAUCCAGAAGCCUUUUUGAAAGUCCCACUGCCAUACCUGCCUCCUCGGUGAAAUAGAUGUAAAAGCCACAAAGAGAGAAUCAAUGAGCCACACUCAUAUUGGAAGCGAAUGGAGUUGACUUCACCAGUGGGAAAAGCAAUUACUUUUCAAAGUGAAAACUGAUCAAUUCACAACUCAAGGAAAGCAUGGAGUAAUUUCAGAACUCCAGUAAGAAGUGAUAAAUGUCUAGUUUGGAAUCAUGUGGCUGAAAAUCUUACCAUAUGCUUUCCACAGGCUGAGCAAGAGGAUAGAUCAUUGAAUAGAUGCUUUAAUUCCAUUUUUGACAAUGAACCUUGUGCUUCUGAAAAUAUUUAUAUUUAACCAUGAGGUUAUGAUGAUUUUUUCUCUACACUUUUUGAGAAGCCUCUUCAGAAAAGAGCAAAGUUGUCUGCUCUAAUGGAUAGAAUAAGGAGCUGGGAGAAAGGAGACCUGGGUAUUAAUCUCAGCUCUACCACUACAUGGUAGAGCUAUGUAGUGGUAGACUAUCUGGGAGACUCUAGAAUCUUUACCAUUCCCUCUACUAUUCCUAGCUCCCUUUUCUUUCAUAGUCAACAAGUGCUUUUUGAACAAUUAUUGAGGUAAAUAACAUACCCUAAAAGUUAGUACUGAUUCCCAUUAUCAUGCUCUGUUGUUCCCUGGAUGCUCUUUUGAGGAAUUUACUUGGUUAAUACAGUUAAUAGUAUAAUACUUAUAAUAACAAUUUUGAGAAUUAUCAGCAUGAGACAAUUUAUUUGCAUAAUAGCUUUUUGUUAUUAUCCAGAAUACAUUUAGUUCUGGAUUUUGUUUGAUAUUGUGAAUGCAAACUAUUUUUUUGUGUUAGCCUAAAUAAAAUGAAAUACAGUUAUGGAAAUAUUUCUGCUGCAAGAAAAGAAUUACAUACAACUAGUAUACAUAUUUAGAGGUGCUGUAGUCUUCUAGACUGUAAAGGCAGAUGGCCGUGAGUGGAAAUCUGAGUGUAUAGGAUGUGUUUCGUGUUCCCACUGCAUAUGCAUUAUUACCCUUGUCUGAGUGGUUGUUUAAACUGACAUCUGUAAAACUAAUCUGUAAAGUGAGAUCUGGGUUCUGACCUAUCUCUUACAGUCCAUAAUGUUGUGAUUCUAAGAAUAUUUCAUUCCUUACUGCUUUCUGCCCUCCAUUCUGACCAAUGCUGCAACCACAAAUAAAAACAUUACUUACCCUAUGAGAAAGACUAGACCUUAUACUCAUUUUAUCUUAACAGUUUAUUAUAACUCAUUUUGACCACUCCUCCCUCAAAAAAAAUUGUCCCUAGAAAACUAGAGUGAUCAUAGGGAUCAGAUGACAUGUUACUGGGUGAAGCCAGGAAGCUACCAUAUACAUAGAAAAGUUAGUUGCCAAAUAUGGUGUGGGAAUUUGGGAGGAAUUUAUCUGCUCAAAAACUCUCACCUACUUACUAGAUAUAGUGUUUGUAAUGUUAGCCUUGGAGAUUCUACCUUAAAAAUAUCAUUGAGAAAGCUCAGAGAACUCCCAGGUAAACACACAGGUAGCCCCUUCUAAAAUGCAAAUGCCCUUUGAAGGCCAGCUUUAUUAAUCUUGCCAUUAACCCCAUAGUUAAUCAUAUGCAUUUCUCACAGUGACCUGAAAACAGGCAUUCCUUCUCUAAAUGUGUGCUGAAUGCUGGUUAUAAACCAGUUACUACACUAAGCCCUGAUGAUACAAAUAUGAAAAGUCCUGUUUCCAGGGAAUUUACUUUCUAAUGAGGAACCAAGUGCUCAAAAGCAGUCAUAAAGUUCAUGGCAAAAUAACCCACAUAAUUAACUGCUUUGUUACAAAAACUUGGAAAUAUAGAUAAAAUAUUUAUUUUGGAAAUAUAUGUUACAGGUGAAAAGCAAGAAUUAAAACUAGUUAUCUGAAUGUAAAAGGAAUCAACGGCUAAAUCAAGCUUAAAGUCUUCCUGUCCAAGGGAUAUGAAAGGUACCUCAACCUUUGGUUUUGGUUUUGGUUUUGGUUUUGUUUUUUUGGUCAACAUGAAUUAUAGCUAGGGGAAGAGAUAAACAGGGGGUUAGGUUGUAGAUUAUAUGCAUGACAGAUUGCUGGAAUUGGGCUCCAUUCACAAAGGAGGGAGCAGGAAAGGGUUUCUCUUGACUGGACCACAAAUAUAAAAUCUCAUGCCCUCUCAUUAUCUUGAUAAGCCCUAUAGGUCCAUAAAAGAAAUAAAAUGCCAAAACAUACCAUGAGGACACUUUCACAAUCCAGGGCACACACAUGACUCCCGCAAUAGGAAACCACACUGAAGACAUUCUCACAAUUUAAAACAAGUUGUAAACUACAGGAAACAGUUGGCAUCCCAGGAGAGUUGUUGCCUGAGGAACUAGAUGGUGGUAUGUUAUUCUGGCAUAUAGGGAACAGAAUAAGACAUGAGGGUAGGAAGAGGUUUUUAAAAGCAAAGUUAGGCAUUCAAUGAUGACUUCAUAAAUGUGCCUGGGCUGGCCUUUAAUGGAAGGCUUUAAUUUAGGGAACUUAAAGAAUUUCAUAAUAUUGGAGUAUAAACUGCUGGAAAUAAGGAUGCUAUUUAAUAGACUCUCUUAGAUUUUUCAUAAAAUGCUAAUAGAAUCCCAAAGGAAGUGUGUAUUCUAAAAUGUUAUUGUGUAUGUUAUAAAAGCUUUGUAAAAUAAAGUGAUGUUAAGCUACUAUUGUAAAGUUAAAAAUUUUUUCAGUCAUCUGUAAUCUCAUUACCCAAGUAAAACUGUUUUCAUUUUUCCAUUA
This is a messenger RNA of Homo sapiens (human), 15474 nucleotides long. RefSeq names its product diphosphoinositol pentakisphosphate kinase 2 (gene PPIP5K2). Gene Ontology annotation, molecular function: 5-diphosphoinositol pentakisphosphate 1-kinase activity; inositol hexakisphosphate 1-kinase activity; diphosphoinositol pentakisphosphate kinase activity. The record is from RefSeq and is marked reviewed. The transcript has 33 exons. Bases 473 to 4309 code for a protein of 1278 amino acids. Gene Ontology annotation, cellular component: cytosol. Gene Ontology annotation, biological process: inositol phosphate metabolic process. NCBI's taxonomy places the organism in Eukaryota, Metazoa, Chordata, Mammalia, Primates, Hominidae.